AUGGCCUCAAAAUAUGUCGAUAACGCUGAGCCAAGACACAUCCAACGGUUUUCUGACGUUGCUGGAGAGCCCAAACGAAUGUUAGUGCCAAUCAAAGUCUAUGUGACCAAGGAUGUCGUCUCUCUCGAAGACGCUAUCAAGCCUCUAGUCUCGCUCGUGCCCGAUGUCAAGCAAAUGGUAUGGACAGUUCAACAGAACUGUGAUGAACCACAAGAUGGUUUGACGAGUGACGAGUGUGCUGCCAUUAUGCUCUAUACGAUGGAAUGGACACCGCGAGAGAACUCUUUCUUUCAUAUUCUCAACGCAGCCCUUCGUGACGCAAAACGAGAAAACUUAGUACCUUGGUAUCACUACUUGCGACUUGUUAUAGUCGCUCUCUCGAAACUGCGGCCAAUUGCUCGUCCUGUCUAUCGUGGAGUGAAAAUGGACUUGCAUUAUUUGUAUCCCAAAGGGAAGACAUUUGUUUGGUGGGGAUUCUCAUCGUGUACCACUGCUGUCGAGGUACUCCAAUCAGAACAAUUUCUCGGCAAGACAGGCGCAAGAACAAUGUUUCAUAUUGAAUGUCACUCCGGCAAAGACAUUCGUCAACAUUCAUUUUAUCCAACUGAAGACGAAAUUCUCCUUCUGGCUGCUCGACAAUUUCAAGUCACCGGGUGUUUGGACUCGGGCAACGGUCUUCACAUUAUUCAAUUAAAGGAGAUUGAACCACCAUUUCCUCUCAUUGAUUUUGUGCUAAAGGUGAGUGCAUCUGUUCCACAAGGCCCCCAAAAGUGGGAACGUGAUAGUAGUGUGUAA
Molecule: messenger RNA, 795 nt
Organism: Didymodactylos carnosus
Lineage: Eukaryota; Metazoa; Rotifera; Eurotatoria; Philodinida; Philodinidae
Source: the annotation of a GenBank genome assembly